UACAAUUGAACCUGUAUUGGAAGAAUUUGGCAUUAGUAGAAGUAAACUAGUAAGUAUCAUGACAGAUAAUGGUUCGAAUGUUAAGGCAGCUGUCACACAACUUCCAACUAAAAUUUCACCACCCAAGCCUGUUGUUAAUAUUUUUUGUGCAGCACAUACAUUACAAUUAAGUGUUAAUGUGGGCUUAGAUAAAGUACAUGAUCUAAUUAUAAAAUGUAAAGCAUUAAUUAGACUUUUGAGUAGAGAAAAAAAAUGUAAACAAUUACGAGAGGCACAAAUUAGUACUGACAAAAAAAAAACAGAAACUAUUAAUUGGAAUUCCACAUAUAUAGCACUAAAAAGACUUACAAAACUUGAAAGGUCAAUUAGGUGGUUAGUUAAUGAUUUUGAAAAUUCUACAAAUAUUGAGCAUCAGCAUGAUGGUAGUAAUAUUCGAGAAAAGUUACUUUCUAAUAAUGAGUUUCAAAUUAUACGUGAUUUUAUUGACCUUUUGCAUCUAUUUCACAAAGCUAUAGAGUUUCUUUCUGGUUCUAAUUACACUACUUUGAGUAUUAUGGUACCAACAAUAGAAGAGUUAAUUAAUCAUUUGAAUAAUAUGAAUAAUGAAUUUGAUAUUAUAAAUGAAGUGAAAAAUACCAUCCUUAAUAAUUUAAUAAGUCAUUGGUCAUCACCAUCUAAAUACAAAUUAUAUGCAUUCUUGCUUGAUCCCAGGUUUAAAAGAUUAUCUUUUUGUUCUAAUAUCAAUGAUCUGCUAGAUUGGUGGAGUAAGCAAAAAAAUCAAUUUCCUAUUCUUUCCAUUCUUGCAAGAAAGUAUCUUGCGAUUUCUGCCACUUCCAUUCCCUCUGAAUGGUUGUUUUCAGAUGCUGGCAACCAUGUUACUUCAAAACAAAAUCGAUUAGAUCCACAUUUUGUAGACAAAUUAUUGUUUUUAAAACAAAAUUUAAUAUAUGUAGAAAUUUUCCCCUAUUAA
This is a messenger RNA of Cetraspora pellucida, 970 nucleotides long. Lineage: Eukaryota; Fungi; Glomeromycota; Glomeromycetes; Diversisporales; Gigasporaceae. The record is from the annotation of a GenBank genome assembly.